AUGUCGAUGCCCAUUCUCCCUAUCAUUGAUACAGACAUAUUCGCGUCAAGUCCUUCUAGCAUUGAGUCUGUACAAGAAUGCAAGAAGGCUGCCGAUGCGUUGAUAACAUUCGGUGCUCUUAUCCUCCACGAUUCACGAGUUUCUGAAGAAGACAACAGCACCUUCCUCGACCUUCUUGAAGACUAUUUCGCACAGUCCUUGGCUGAAUUGCAGAAGGAUGAACGCCCGGAAUUGGGUUAUCAAGUCGGAGUGACUCUUGAGAACACGGAAAAGCCCAAGUGUGCAGUUGACGAGCCAUGUCUGAAUGUUAUCGCACGCUUGGAUCCUGCUGAACGACCCUUGGACAUAAUGGGGCACAAUCCAGAUCCAAAGUGCAGGUUCUUCUGGAGAAUGAGCGAGAAACCACCGUACGAAACCGCAUUCCCUUCGCUUAAUGCAGCCAAUGUUGUGCCACAAGCCGAACAUAUACGUCAACGUUGGACUCCUGUCAUGGAGAAAUGGGGACAAGCAAUGAAGACUGCUGUCGAAAGUCUCGCACAAAUGGCAGCCAUAGGCUUGGGGUUGCCUCAAGAAACCUUCACGGACGCAGGGCGAUAUGGUCCUCACUUACUUGCGCCAACGGCGUCAGACCUGGUGAAAUACUCAAAGAAGGAUACGAUACUCGCCGGGUUCCAUACCGAUUUGAACUUUCUUACUAUCCACGGCCGCUCUCGCUACCCUGGCCUCAACGUCUGGGCACGCAAUACAGGCAAACGCAUUCCAGUCACAUUCCCAACGACCGGUCGGUACCUUCUGGUACAGGCAGGCAAGCAGCUAGAGCAUCUCAGUGGAGGGUUGAUCAAGGCUGGAUACCACGAGGUUGUUGUGAACGACGCGACGUUGCAGGCUGUCGAACGACGCAAAGCUUCAUUUACUGAUCGUCCAUUGAUCCGUAUCUCCUCUACGUUCUUCUGUCACCUUUCAUCCGACUACGAUCUCGCUCCGAUCCCAUCUUUGCAAGCACGAGCUCAAGCCAUCCGGGCGGAUGCGAUCAACCUAGGCAAGAUAGACCUCGACGAAGAAUCAGAUUAUCCACCAAUGAAAGUAGGACAACAAGUCCAGAAGUGA
This is a messenger RNA of Laetiporus sulphureus 93-53, 1107 nucleotides long. RefSeq names its product Clavaminate synthase-like protein. The coding region runs from base 1 to 1107 and encodes 368 amino acids. Lineage: Eukaryota; Fungi; Basidiomycota; Agaricomycetes; Polyporales; Laetiporaceae. Gene Ontology annotation, molecular function: dioxygenase activity. The record is from RefSeq and is a predicted model, not a curated record. The transcript has 6 exons.